AUGAAGGGGCCUUCCAGUAAGACUAAACCCAAUGCUGGAGAACCAAAGGCACCGGAGGACGCACCAAAGAAAAGGGGUAGGAAAGUUGUGAUUAUCGAAGAAUCAGAGGAAGAAGAAACUCCUCCUGAGAAACCAGAAAAUCUCAAUGGACCAAAGAAAACUUUGAAAAAUAAUCAAAAAUUACUUGAAAGAAAUGAUGAUGUCGAGGAUCCUAAUCCAAGGCACAAACAAUUACCGUAUCUCGGUAUCCCAGACUUAAAUAGUAAUGCGAAAGAAUCGGUUGAAGAGUAUGACCCAGUGCCUUUCUAUGAGAAGCGCCCGAUAGCAUACAAGCAUUUAGCUCCAAUAGAAAAUGUUAAAAAUGAGGAACAAGCGUUGAGCAGUCUGUUAAAAGCACCUGUUACUCUAAGCGCGGAAGUACUUAUGAGCAUUUCUCCUGGAGUAAGGCAAGAAUUGUUUAAGGCCUUAGCUAAAAAGAAGGUACCAAUUCAGACUGCUCACAAUCGAAAAGUAACUAUAGUCGAGGAGGUUGAUAAAGACGCACCUCCAAUUAAAAAGCAAGAAGAUAAUUUUAAUUUCGGAAAAAUCAAUAUAAAUGACUUGGACAUCAAAGCCACUUUUAUGUGCACAACAGAGGAUGAUGGAGUAAUACCAAAGGGUUCUAUAGUCCUGACAGACCCUGUUGAGCAAUAUUUGCAAGGCCUAGGCUCAUCGGAAACUCCAAAGGAGAUUUACGUAUCUAAAGAGUCCCAUGCUUAA
Messenger RNA from Laccaria bicolor S238N-H82, 759 nucleotides. RefSeq lists its product as uncharacterized. The transcript has a single exon. Bases 1 to 759 code for a protein of 252 amino acids. The record is from RefSeq and is a predicted model, not a curated record. Lineage: Eukaryota; Fungi; Basidiomycota; Agaricomycetes; Agaricales; Hydnangiaceae.